This is a messenger RNA of Salvia miltiorrhiza (redroot sage), 3406 nucleotides long. RefSeq lists its product as uncharacterized. The transcript is spliced from 4 exons. Bases 650 to 3406 code for a protein of 918 amino acids. Lineage: Eukaryota; Viridiplantae; Streptophyta; Magnoliopsida; Lamiales; Lamiaceae. The record is from RefSeq and is a predicted model, not a curated record.
CAACCUUGGGAGCAAUCUGCGAAGACGGACCACGGCGCCGCCGUGUCACGGCGGCCGCCGUCCACGGCGCCGCCGUCUCACGGCGGCCGCCGUCCAGACGCCGGCCGCGGCCCCACGGCGCGGGCCGUACAAUUUUUGGAGGAAACCGCGAAGGGGCAUCACGGCGGCGCCGACCCACGGCGGCCGCCGUCCACGGCGCCGCCGUCUCACGGCGGCCGCCGCCCCUGUGCAGAUCUGGCAGUUACGGAAAUUGCUAUAAAAUCCGAUUUUGAGGGUUUUAUUUCACACUUCCGACUCCAGCAGCCUCCACCUGCGAUUUUAUGCUUUUUCCCAUAGUUUAGAUAGAUAGAAACAUUCUAGAUACUUGUGGAUUCCGCUAGAUCGUUGAUUUCAUUGGAUCGAUUGUCGUCGUAGCUUGAAGAGAAAGCUAGUGCCUUACUUUGACAACAUUCAUCGACCUCGUGAGGUCCUUUCAAGCCUGGAGAAGGAGUCCGAGUCCAGUUCGAGAAGCCUUGUGGAAUCACAGUUUAGUGAGGAAAACUGUGAAGAGAGAAUUGCUUCCAAUCCCAUUCUGGAAGCCGUUGAGGAGACACUUUCCGUGCAUUCUGAAGAAGAAGAAGAAGCUCGGCCCAAUCCUGACCAAGAAGCAAUGGCGGAGCAGAAUGUCCAGUACAUGGGAGAUUUUUCCAGGCCAGUUAUUGGGACCACUAGCACUUCUGCGAUAGUGUUUCCCACGGCGGUCCGGAAUUAUAAUCUGAAGCCCAACGACUCAAACCUGCUGCCGCUCUUUCACGGGAUGCCCAGUGAGGACGCCUUGCAGUUCAUCCGUGAUUUCUGCACCCAAGUGCAGACCUUCCCACUGCUGGAGCUCACCGAGGAUCAGUUGAGACUCAAGUGCUUACCUUAUGCACUCAAGGACCGGGCGAGAACGUGGUUAUUGUCCUUGCCGCCGAACUCCAUCACCACAUGGGGAGAGGCAAGUGAGAAGUUCAUGCUCAAGUACUACCCUAAUCACAAGACUCAAGAGAUUAGGAGCCAAAUAAUGAACUUCAUGCAAGGAGCUGACGAGCCUUUCCACGAGGCUUGGGAGAGAUUCCAAGAGCUCCUCCGCCAGUGCCCACAGCACCAGUUACCACCUGUCAUGUUGAUGCAGUUCUUCUAUGACGGAUUGAUUCAGACGGCACAGUUUAUGGUGGACAGUACAGCAGGGGGCAACAUUGCCCGGAAGACAGCUGAUGAGCUCAAGGAGAUUUUCAACACACUUGCAGCGAGUUCUCAACAGAAAUCAGCUAGAGGAAGGAGGUUUGAAGCCAAUGCAGUAGCUCCCAACAAUGAGCUUCAGAAGCAAGUAGCAGAAUUGAUGAGGCAAGUUCAGCACCUCAAGAUGAACCAGGCAGAAGCCCCACCAGUUCACGCGCCACCAGCAGAAGGAUGUGGAAUUUGUGGCGAUUUUGGUCAUGGAACCAACGCGUGCCAUCGCAUGGGGGGAUUCACACCUGAAGGAGAAGCAGAGGUCUAUGCUGCUCAGAGCUAUCCGGGGAGGCCUCAAUUUGAACAGAGGCCUAUCUUUAAUCAAGGGCAACAAAGCUCCAAUUCGGGUUGGAGAGCUCAGCAGCAGAACUACACUCAAGCUUAUCAGCAGCAGCAGCCCCCGCAGUAUCAGCAGUAUCAACAGUUCCCUAUGCAACAAGGGAAUUUUCAGCAGCAGCAGCAAUACCAGAAUGCCUCCCAACAGUGUCAGAAGCAAGCUCAACCGCAGAAGCCGUCUCUCGAGGACACCAUGCAGUCCUUCAUGGAGAUGACCAAACAGAACAUGGAGUCUCAGAGUGCUACCAUCAAGCGCCUCGAGACUACAGUUGGGCAACUUACAGGAGCCCUAAAUCAGCUGCAGCAAGAACAGCCAACUGGGAAGUUCCUAAACCAGGACAAACAGCCGCGUCAAGCUCAUGCCGUGGCGGUAAUCAAGGAAACUACCCCAAUAACCACGGGGAAAUGGAGAAGCAGAACCGUGCAAGCAAUCAAGGCAACCCAAUGCCCCAGUGAGCCACUGCCACCUGUCACUGUUGCACCAGACCAACCACCACCCAAGCAAGGAGAUCCAGGUAGCUUUAUCGUUGAUAUUAGCUUAGGAGGGGUUGAAAAGGUCUUGGGAAUGCUUGAUUUGGGCGCGGCAGUCAAUUUGAUGCCGCUUGAUAUUUUUGAGAGGUUGGGAAAUAAAGAGCUGAAAUGCACGAACAUUAAGAUAGAACUAGCUGACGGCUCCAUUAGCAGCCCACGAGGCCUUGUCGAGGAUGUUGAGGUAGUCGUGAGGGGGAUUAGUGUCUUGGUUGAUUUUGUUGUCCUUGAUGAGGGAAAAGGGAUUAGAGGCGAGAAUGGGCAUCUCGUGCUACUUGGCCGACCCUUUAUGGCUACCACCCAUACUCGCAUUGAUGUGGGUACGGGAACUGUAAGUAUGGUAGGGGCAGGUAGAGCGGUAACAUUCUCUGUUUUUGAUCAAAAACCUACUACCCCCACUCGCUUAAUUCAAAUCUGCUCUUAUGUUGAAACCUUUAAUGCUUUGGAGGAGAACUAUAUUGUGCAGGAACUCCUUAAUAAGUUGCCGGAGGAGGACGAGAUCGUGGAGGAAUUCCUUGCUAACCUGCAGGAUGAGGCUGACAUUGAGCAGGAAUUGCUGGAAAAGCUGCAAGAGGAAGAUGAUAAAGAGCAAGGCCUUCUGUGUGCUUUGCUAUUGGAAGAAAAGCUUGAUGAGAGUGAGAGUAAGAUUGAGAGUAAGUCUGAAACAACACCUCAGCGCCCCAUCUCCUCCGGCUUAUCGAGGAUGCAGCGACGUUUAAGAGAGAUGAUGCGCCGAUGGUUUAGAGAUUAUAGGCCCCAAGAAGGGGAUACACUCGGAGAAUUUUUAGCCCACUACCACAACCGAUGGAUGAAGACUACCGCAUAUGGGAUUGACGAAGCAGAGGCAAUCACAAAUUUGAUCCCACAGUUACCACCUGAGUGGCAGGAUUGGGCGGCUUCACUAGUGCCGCAGUAUAUCGUUAGGGGUGAGUUUGGACGUUUCGAGCGUGCAGAUUUUAGGGGUUUUGUAGCGACGAUUAGUCACCGCUACUUUGUAUUUGAUGAGCCCCCACCACCACCAUAUGAUGCACCCCUUUUUCCGACAGAUCCUUUUUCGAUCAUACCCGCACCCCCAAUUGAUGAGGUUCCGUAUGUUCCGGAGCCAGUCGUGCCUGAUGAGGCUGUUGCAUUUGAGCCCAUUAUAUCUAAUUCCGUUGUUCCUGAAUCGGGUAUUCCUCAGACUGGAUCGUCAUUUAUGGAUUUCGAUCCAUUUCAUUACUUGACACUGAUAUGUAUUCCUCAGAAAGGUUGGGGGACCGCUGGAGGGUUGUUGUUUCUAGACGACUUUUGA